AGCGAGGGAAGUUGAAAUUUGAACUUCUGUUGUGAGCAGGUGAGGCUUAGUCGGUCGCUGGGUCGGUCGUGAGCUGAUUUGGACUCUCCUUCGAAGAAGAAGAAUAGGAUUUACUUUUGGUUCUUGUUCCUUUAUAUUUUCAGAAUGAGCAAAACGACGACCAACUUUGCUGCUCGGUACAAAAAGGAUCUGAGCACAGAGGCUCUCAAGGCCAAACUCGUCCACAGGAAGUCUGUUUUGCAGAAGGAGAGCCGGCACGAUCACUUCAAUAAGGGCCGGCAGUUUGGGCUGGCAGAUGUCAAUACCCAACAUGCGAGAGACAAGGAACUUUCCCGUCUGGAGGAGACCGGCGAAGUGCACUCGGCAGCGAAGAGCACAGGAAAGCCAAAACAAAUCACGAACGCUAAGGCUUGCGGGAAGGAGCGCUUGGAAAUGCUGAAGCGUUACAAAACCGAAAAAGAACUGCGCAAGCUGAAAGAACAAAGAGAGAAGCCCGUGUUUAAGUGUGGGCGCUACAAGCCGGAAAUGCCGUGCUUUCUUCCGCAACCAUCGCAGAUUCCUGUGCCGAACAAAGCAAAGGAGAAGGCGUCGCUGCUUCCAGUGCGGGUAACAAGAUCGAAGGCGAAGAACGCCUUGGAAGAGAACACAAACCCCUCUUUGAGACCCCCGGCUUCUAUGGUCUUGCCCAAGUGUACCAGUAAGAGCUCUCGUCUGGAACCCCCUCAACAUAGACAGCAGCACAUCUAUGUGGACAAACCUACCAAAAAAGAGAGUAAAGGGGCUCAGCCUGCAGUGCCCACUAACACCAACGGCAGAGUUACGAGAGCGACAGCAGCUGCCGCAUCCAAGGGUCUGCCGGGGAUGGCAGGGGCUCAGCCUGCAGUGCCCACGAACGCCAACGGCAGAGUUACAAGAGCGACAGCAGCUGCCGCAUCCAAGGGUCUGCCGGGGACAGCAGGUAAUCCGGCACAGGAAAGGGUGACGGGCAAAGGAAAGCAGCAGACGGAGAACAAACACAAGGAGGCGUUACUUGUUACAAAAGAGGACAGUCCAGGGAAGCCGCUAGAAGAGAGGGCUAACUUCCAACUUGCUCCAGCUGGAGACGCUGAGGAGGCCGAGGCCUUUCCGGAGAAGGAAAAUACCCCGGCGCUUUGCAUCCCGGCUGUUCCUUCAAGAAGAACGCGUUCGUUUGCCCCUCAGAACUUCGUCUUUCAACCUCUGGAGGGCGUGACGUCUUACAAGGUCUCCCCGAUGACCCCUUCUAGGGCCAGCUCGUUCUUUUCCGCCGAUCUGACUUGGAUUCCCACCAAGACCAGCAGUGAUGUCCCUACAGAUGGUGCACAGGAAACUACACCACAGGACUAUCGUUCAGAAAGCGGACCUUUCCCUGCGGCAGAAGUGAUCAAGAACGAUCCCCCAGAAUGUCCGUCUGCUGUGGAUCCUCAGGAGGAAAAGAUGGAACAUGUGACGAAAGAAGAGGCCACGGGCGUUACCGGCGAGAUGGAGAUCGAUCAGCGCCUUGCCGACCUUCCUGCACCUGAAACUUCGGAGCCAAUGGGAGAGCCGCAACACGAUGUGCCUUAUUUCAGAAACAUUCUUCACUCCGAAACAGAGAGGCUGACCUCGUGUUGUCGCGAAUGGGAUGGAACAGCCGCAAUGGACAUCCCAGAGGACGCUCAAGAUCUUGUCCGCACAACCGUUGGGCAAACCAGGCUGCUCCUAGGGGAGAGGUUCAAACAGUUCGAAGGACUGGUGGAUAACUGCGAGUUCAGGCGUGGCGAAAAGGAGACGACGUGCUCGGACCUGGACGGAUUCUGGGACAUGGUCGCCUUCCAGGUAGAAGACGUGAACAAAAAAUUUGAAAGCUUGAGAAAGCUUCAGGAGAACGAGUGGCAAACGGUAGAAGACCCUUGGCCCGAGCAGAUCCCCAAGAAGAAGACAACUUCCCAAAGGCCCAGCAAAGCAACGAGCCGGUCUGCCGGAAAGGCCGCUGCCCGAAAACGCCUCGCGACCAUCAAGGCGAUGAUGAAGAAUAAGAUGAAACCCGAGGGGCUGGCGGCGAGCCGAGAAACACCCGAGGAGGAGGAAGGGAAAGUUUUCUUUGACGGAGGGUUUUUCCAGGUCGAGUCUCCUGCUAAACCUUUCCCAGGCCACACCCCUAAAUUGGCAAGCAGAUCUUCCUGGCGGCCUUCCGGACAGGCAACCCCAAGAUCUGCCAGCCGGGCCUUUCUUCGGAGUUGCGUGGAUACCUGCGUGGCAAGACUCGGCACGCCAGAGGCACCCAGAAGUUGCCUUCCUUCGCCUUACCUGACUCCGUCGGCGGGCCCUUCUCAAAUCAAUCUCCUCAGCUGCGUUCCUGAUCAAAGUCACACAGAUGCUGCAGAGGGAUCUGGUGCCGUAGCGGACAGCGUAGCUGAAGAAACCGACGAAACACAAACAGCCUCUGCUGGCAGUACCUCUUUCUCUAGUGAUCUGACGGACUCGGUUUCCAUGGAUUCCCUGGAGGCAGAAAGUCCCGACUGUAAAAAGGAAGCCCCCGGUGUUGUAGAAGAGGUUCAGCAGGCGGCUACAGGCGUGGGAGACGAGGGUGUGUUGUGCAGCCCCGAGAAAGAUUCCCUCUUUGAACAGGCUUCCUCUCAAGGUGAAGAGCAGCGUACACCAGAAUGCCAGACAGGCAGUCUUCUCGGCGACUUCUCCUGCGAUGGCGGAACCCAAGAGGGCGAGCCAAAUCUGGACUGCAGUCUUUUCUUCACUCCUCUGAAGAACGGAGCCCAGACGUUUGCAGCAGCUGCUUCUGACGAUAACCUCAUCGCGUUUUCCCCCCUCCCAGCUGGGGAAAAAUGAGGGACUUUUCUUUCUUUUUUCUUCAAUGUCGCUCUCUUGGGAUAUGGUCUAAUGGACAACGGGUACAUCUAAGAGCUGACUAAAUCAGGGGUGGCCAACCUAUGGGGCUCCAGAUGUACAUGGACUACAAUUCCCAUCAGCCCUGGCCAUGCUGGCAAGGGGUGAUGGGAACUGUAAUCCGUGAACGUCUGGAGCCCCAUAGGCUGGCCACCCCUAGACUUAAUGGAUCUCCCAACUUUAUAAAUUCUAGCUUGUUACCAAAUUUACACUGCAGCGUUCUAAAGAAGAGGUUUCCACUUUAAAGUGUAUAAUGCAGAGUUUAACUGGCUUAGCUGGCCACACUGAAGUGUCCGCAGUAGGAACUGAUGGGAAAUAGAAAUGCUAAGAUUCCCAGGCAUCUGAAUGUGAACCCGUUUAAUUUUUAUUUUGGCUGUUUAAACAGGCAGCUUGCAGUGUAAGUUUCUCAUAUUUCUGUCUCUGCUGAUCAUUCUUUGUCUUCCAAUGUGGGCACUCGAAAAAAAUAUUAAAAAAUGGUUUUAGAGAGUGGUUCCCCCCCCCCCUUUGGCAUACUUCAACUGCAUUAUUAUUAAAGUUAUUUUAACCCA
Messenger RNA from Sphaerodactylus townsendi, 3449 nucleotides. It is a transcript of the gene DLGAP5, whose product is annotated as DLG associated protein 5. The transcript has 21 exons. Gene Ontology annotation, molecular function: microtubule binding. Gene Ontology annotation, cellular component: cytoplasm; spindle pole centrosome; nucleus. The record is from RefSeq and is a predicted model, not a curated record. Bases 145 to 2844 code for a protein of 899 amino acids. Gene Ontology annotation, biological process: signaling; regulation of mitotic cell cycle; mitotic spindle organization. Lineage: Eukaryota; Metazoa; Chordata; Lepidosauria; Squamata; Sphaerodactylidae.